AUGGCCAAAAUUGACUCGCUGACGGUGCUCCACUUGCAGGUGUUUGGUCUCCUCUGCGUUUUCUGCGUGGCCACAUGCUUCAGAGCAUACCUUGUGCACCAGUAUGCCCAACGCCUCAACCAGUCCUCGGUGGGGAGCGGCUUGGACACGGUGCUGCGGCUGCUGCGAUCUCCCCAAGGCUUUGCACUGCUCUUCGCAGCCACAGCAUGA
Molecule: messenger RNA, 210 nt
Organism: Coccomyxa subellipsoidea C-169
Lineage: Eukaryota; Viridiplantae; Chlorophyta; Trebouxiophyceae; Coccomyxaceae
Exons: 2
Coding region: 1-210 (69 amino acids)
Source: RefSeq, a predicted model, not a curated record